Nicotiana attenuata is the source of this 2777-nucleotide messenger RNA. Its product is annotated as U-box domain-containing protein 32. The record is from RefSeq and is a predicted model, not a curated record. Gene Ontology annotation, molecular function: ubiquitin-protein transferase activity; protein kinase activity; ATP binding. The transcript is spliced from 9 exons. The coding region runs from base 268 to 2652 and encodes 794 amino acids. Lineage: Eukaryota; Viridiplantae; Streptophyta; Magnoliopsida; Solanales; Solanaceae. Gene Ontology annotation, biological process: protein ubiquitination; protein phosphorylation.
UGAAAGGAAAAUAGAAAAGGAAAAAAGAAAAAAUGGAAACUUUACAGAUAAAAUUUCCACACACUAUCUCUUCUUCAUACUAACAAGAAAGCCUUUUUUCCGUCCAAAAGCAGGCACCCACUUUCUCCUCCAGAAAGUGCUUUAUGAUUAACCCUUUAUCAGUUGCAGAUUGAUCAACCAACUCUAUGAAAUCAAUUUUCUGAGCAAAAUUGAGCUUCUGGAGAGAGAAUUACAGAGGGAUUUGUAAAUAUUAGUGAAUUUGGAGUGAUGAGUGGGGAAUUUGGAGUGAUUAAAGUAGAAGGGAUCUGUGAUGGGGAGAAUACGGUGUUUGUAGCAGUGGGAAAGAAUGUGAAGGAGGGCAAAUCCAUACUCUCAUGGGCCUUAAAGAGCUUUUCUGUUAGGAGAAUUUGUAUUCUUCAUGUCCACCCCUCCAAUCAUUUACUGGAUGGGAAGGUUUCAGGUACAAAGCUGAAACAGCACAUGGUGAAGGCAUGCCAAGAACUUGAACGCCAAAAACUGCACAAACUUCUAAAUCAGUAUCUUCUCUUUUUAUCCCAAGCUGGGAUACAGGGGGGUAAGGUGUGGCUUGAAAUGAAUAAUGUGGAGAAAGGGAUAAUACAUAUUAUUGAACAACACAAAAUUCAAUGGCUUGUCAUGGGAGCAGCAGCAGAGACUCAUUACUCAAAACAAUUGUCAGAGCUCAAGUCCAGCAAAGCUAAAUUCGUGUGCCAGCAUGCACCAAUCCACUGUCAAAUUUGGUUUACUUGCAGCAGCUACCUGAUACAUACGAGAUCUAAGAACUGCUCUCAUUUAACUAGCAAAGAGUCAUUGUCGUCUCCAAAAGAUAAUGGAGGAACCAAAUUGCAUGAUCAUGCUGAUAAUGGAUAUGAAGAUUUGAACAUUUCGGAAGACGCAUCAACGUCAGAUGACAAAAUGGUUAACGUUGAGAUCAAAGGAAACUAUUCACUCUUGCGCUCAAAAAACAAGUGUGAAACACAUUUACAUCGUUCAACAUCUCUUCCUAUACUGGAAGAAGGAGGGUUUCACGCGAAACCCUCUAGUGAUGAAAGGAGUAGACUGGAGCAUGCUAUGAUGGAUGCUGAGAACUCCAAAAAAAGCGCAUUUGAAGAGUCGGUAAAGCGAUGGAGAGCUGAAGAAGAUGCUAUGGAGGCUAUCCACAUGGCUGAAGUGUCAUAUAAAUUAUCCAAGGAAGAGGAAGGCCGAAGGAAAGAAAAGGAGGAAAUUUUGGCAAAGCAAAAGGAAGAAGUAGAAAGGAUGAAGAUUCAGCAUGACCUGUGCCUGAAAGAACUUCAGAUGAUCCAGGAGAAGAAGCUUGUACUAGAAAGUCAAAUAACUGAGUCCUCCUAUGCAGCGCAGGAGUUAGAGGAGAAGAUAAUUCAAGCAGUGGAGCUGCUGAUAUCUUUUAGGAAGAAAAGGGAUGAGCUGCAGAUAGAGUGUGACAAUGCAGUUAAAGAAGUUAACCAGUUCAGAAAGUUGGUAGAAGCUGACACCGAUGAGCAUUGUAUCAAAAAUUUCUUUUCAAUUUCUUUUUCUGAUAUCAUAGAGGCUACACAAAAUUUUGAUCCAACCUCAAAGAUUGGAGAAGGAAAACUCGGAAGUGUUUACAAGGGGAUUAUUCACAAUGUAAAAGUAGCUAUAAAGAUGUUACCAGCUUGUGGUUCUUUAAGUGAUUCAGAUUUCCAACAUAAGGCAGAAAGUUUGAGCAGGGUGAGGCAUCCAAACCUUGUUACACUGAUGGGGAUUUGCUCAGAAUCUAGGUCCCUUACCUAUGAAUUCCUUGAAAAAGGAAACCUUGAAGAUCACCUGGCUGGCCGAACAAAAUCCCGCCCUCUUUGUUGGCAACAUCGGAUAAGAAUUGCUGUUGAGAUAUGCUCUGCUCUUAUCUUUCUGCAUGCCAAUGACCCUUGCCUUGUCCACGGAAACUUGACACUUAGUAACAUCCUCCUUGAUGCUAAAUUUAUCAGCAAAAUUAGUGAUCUGGGAGUCCAUCUCUUGGUUUCCCAUUGUGAGAAUUCCAGUAUUGAUGGCAAAUUCUGUGGUAAGGAUGACCCAGAGGCUUCUGAUCCAGAAUGCAUCGAUAAGGGACAGCUUACUGUAGAAUCUGAUGUUUACUCAUUUGGUAUUAUACUUUUACGACUUUUGACUGCAAGACCAGCUUCAGGUAUAGUGAGGGAGGUCAAGUGUGCUUGGGAAAGUGGGAACUUGGGUUCAGUUUUGGACUGUUCAGCUGGUGAAUGGCCAACUGAACGAGCGAACCUGUUAGCUUAUCUAGCAUUGAGGUGCUGUGCGGAGGAUCCUUUAAAUCGACCGAAUAUGCUCUUAGAAGUCUGGCCAACAAUUGAGCCAAUGAGAGAUGUAUGCACACCAUGCCCGGAUUCAAAUACUUCAUCUCAGGGUUCCAAGGGUCAACGACGAAUUCCUCCUCAUUUUGUUUGUCCUAUCUUCCAGGAAGUUAUGGAAGAUCCAUACAUAGCAGCAGAUGGUUAUACAUAUGAAGGUGAUGCAAUAAAAGGAUGGCUGUAUAGCGGACAUGAUACUUCUCCAAUGACAAACCUUAAGCUGGAUACCUGCGAUCUAAUUCCCAAUUAUGCUCUCUAUCGCGCAAUUCAGGAAUGGCAGCAACAAUCCUGAAACUCAUUAGGGUCUAUAAUGCCUUUUACAAACAAAAACAGCUACAAAGUUGAUAUAUACACCGAAAUAGAAAGUUAGCCAUACCUCUUGGUAGUCCCACUGAGUUAAUGCUUGGAUUUAACUUA